Messenger RNA from Syngnathoides biaculeatus (alligator pipefish), 981 nucleotides. RefSeq names its product trace amine-associated receptor 4-like. The transcript has 2 exons. Gene Ontology annotation, biological process: G protein-coupled receptor signaling pathway. Gene Ontology annotation, cellular component: membrane. Bases 1 to 981 code for a protein of 326 amino acids. The record is from RefSeq and is a predicted model, not a curated record. NCBI's taxonomy places the organism in Eukaryota, Metazoa, Chordata, Actinopteri, Syngnathiformes, Syngnathidae. Gene Ontology annotation, molecular function: trace-amine receptor activity.
AUGGAGGUGGCAGAGGAAGCCUUGUUGUGCUUCCCGCUGCUUGCCAACACGUCAUGCAGGAAGAUGCAUCGUCCUCCCUCAGCAGCCGCUCUCACUUACAUGCUGCUGUCGGCUAUCUCGCUGAUCACCUUCAUUCUGAACCUGCUGGUCAUCAUCGCCAUCUCUCAUUUCAAGCAACUGCACACUCCCACCAACCUGCUACUCCUUUCGCUGGCCACCUCUGAUUUCCUGGUGGGCUUCCUGAUGUUGUUUCAGAUUUUUCUCCUUGACGGUUGUUGGUUUUUUGGUGAUUUGAUGUGUGUUGUUUAUUAUAUUCUCGAUUACUGGAUAACGUCUGUCUCAAUAGGAAGUAUGGUGCUCAUAUCAAUCGACCGCUAUGUUGCUAUCUGUGACUCUCUGCAUUACCACAUCAAAGUCUCUCAAACAAGAGUUAAAAUCAGUGUUUUUCUAUGUUGGUUUGUUUCAUUAAUUUUUCACUGUAUUUGUUUCAUUAACAUUCUGAAGCAACCAGGCAGGUACAACACCUGUGUAGGUGAAUGUGUGAUUGUGGUUACGUACGCCGUUGGAAUGACAGACCUUUUUUUCUCCUUCAUUGGCCCGCUUGCUGUCAUUAUGGUUCUAUAUAUGAGAGUGUUUGUAGUGGCAGUGUCUCAGGUGCGUGCCAUGCGUUCCCGUGUGGGUAUCCUCAUAUUGCGGGGCACAACUGUCAAGAGUUCUGAGCUGAAGGCAGCCAGGACCCUUGGGGUGGUGGUGGUGGUGUUUAUCAUGUGCAUCAUGCCAUAUUUUUGCAUCGCCAUCUCGGGCCAGGAUGUUCUGCUCAAUGCAUCAUCUGCAGCCUUUAUCAUCUGCCUGUUCUACUUCAACUCCUGUCUGAAUCCGCUAAUCUAUGCUAUUUUCUAUCCCUGGUUCAGAAGGUCCAUUAAGAUCAUUGUUACACUGAAGAUUCUAAAGCCUGACUCCAGCCAAGCCAAAAUAAUGUAG